This is a messenger RNA of Centropristis striata (black sea bass), 843 nucleotides long. It is a transcript of the gene cib3, whose product is annotated as calcium and integrin binding family member 3. The transcript is spliced from 6 exons. The record is from RefSeq and is a predicted model, not a curated record. Lineage: Eukaryota; Metazoa; Chordata; Actinopteri; Perciformes; Serranidae. Gene Ontology annotation, molecular function: calcium ion binding. Bases 1 to 564 code for a protein of 187 amino acids.
AUGGGGAAUAAACAGACCAUCUUCACAGCACAGCAGCUAGAUGCUUAUCAGGACUGUACAUAUUUCACGAGAAAAGAAAUUCUCAGACUGUUUGACCGCUAUCGGGAUUUGGCACCGCAGCUCGUUCCCCUCGACUACACCAGCCAGCCAGAUGUGAAGUUACCAUAUGAGCUGAUUGGCAGCAUGCCAGAGCUGAAGGACAACCCAUUUCGUCAGAGGAUCGCUGAGGUUUUCUCUGAGGACGGAGAGGGAAACAUGACACUGGACGACUUCUUGGACAUGUUUUCAGUCCUGAGUGAGAUGGCGCCGCGCGACCUCAAGGCCUACUACGCUUUCAAAAUUUAUGAUUUCAACAACGACGACUUCAUCUGCAAGUCAGACCUGGAGAAGACGCUGAACAAACUGACCCGCAACGAGCUGACGGAGGACGAGGUGAGGAUGGUGUGUGAGAAGGUGAUCGAUGAGGCGGACCUGGACAACGACGGACGUCUGUCUCUGGAGGACUUCCAGCACAUGAUUGUUCGAGCUCCAGACUUCCUCAGCACCUUCCACAUAAGGAUAUAAAAGAAGAAGCAAUCAUUUGCAUUUCUAAAUUUAAAUAUUACCUAAUGAUGGACUUACUAAUACUGCAGAAUAUCUGGAAGAUGGGGAAUCCUGAACAUCUCAACCAAAAGCCAACUAUCUAGCUCCAAUUUCAAUUUUUGUGUUUCAUUUUUUACUGCUCUUCAUUAGAGAUAAUCAAACUCCAGAGUGAGUACUAUGAGUAACUGUGAAUUGUCAGGUUUUUAACAGAAGCUAUACAGUAGGAACGCACAGUAUACAUCAGGCUGAUAAUGGAAAAUU